AUGGCAACUCAAGGAGUGACAUUCGCGUCUCAGGACAAGUUGCCCAAGCUUCCAAUCCCUGAUUUGGAAAAAUCAUGCAAGAAGUACCUCGCUUCUUUAAGCCCCCUGCAGUCUGCUAGGGAACAUGCAGAGACGGAAGCUGCUGUGCAGGAGUUCCUGAGAGCUGAGGGCCCUGAGCUCCAGGAGAAGCUCAAGAAGUAUGCCACAGGCAGAUCCAGCUAUAUUGAACAGUUUUGGUACGACUCUUACCUCAACUUCGACAAUCCUGUCGUCCUGAACCUCAAUCCGUUCUUCUUGCUCGAAGAUGACCCUACCCCGGCCAGAAACAACCAGGUCACCCGUGCCGCGUCCCUCGUCAUAUCUUCACUCUCAUUUGUAAGAGCUGUGAGGAAGGAAGAGCUCGAGCCCGACACCCUCAGAGGCCAGCCUCUGGACAUGUACCAGUACUCUCGCCUCUUCGGCACUGCUCGCAUUCCCACAGAACAUGGUUGCCAGAUCGGCCAGGAUCCUUCAUCAAAGCACAUUGUCGUCUUGGUGCGUGGCCAAUUUUACUGGUUCGAUGUUCUGGAUGACAACAACGACUUGAUCAUGACAGAGAAAGAUAUCACUGUCAACCUUCAAGUCAUCGUCGAUGAUGCACAGAACAUCCCUAUCCAAGAGUUCGCACGCAAUGCUGUUGGUGUACUCAGUACCGAGAAUCGCAAGAUCUGGUCCAGUCUGCGUGACGUCCUCUCCAGAGAGGAAGGUUCAAACAAUUCCGACAGUCUCAACAUCAUUGAUUCUGCCCUGUUCAUCCUCUGCCUUGAUUAUACUGAGCCCAAGUCCGGUGCUGAUCUCUGUAUGAACAUGCUUUGUGGCACUUCGAAGGUUGAAGAUGGUCUUCAAGUUGGCACAUGUACUAACCGCUGGUACGACAAGCUGCAACUCAUUGUCUGCAAGAACGGCAGUGCUGGUAUCAACUUCGAACACACUGGAGUCGACGGUCACACAGUCCUGCGUUUCGCAUCUGACGUAUACACUGACACGAUCCUGCGUUUUGCUCGAACGAUCAACGGCAAAGCUCCCUCGCUAUGGGCCACUGAAUCACCAGACCCUGCUAAGCGAGACCCAGACAGUUUUGGUGAUGUUUCGACGACACCACACAGAUUGGAGUGGGACAUGCUGCCUGAAAUCUCGACCGCUGUCCGAUUUGCCGAGACUCGCCUUGCGGACCUGAUCCAACAGAACGAGUUUGCAACUCUUGAGUUCAUGCAAUACGGCAAGAACUUCAUGACUAGCAUGGGCUUCUCUCCCGAUGCUUUUGUACAGAUGGCCUUCCAGGCAGCUUACUAUGGUCUGUAUGGAAAGAUGGAGUGUGUUUACGAACCUGCAAUGACCAAGGUCUUCUACCACGGUCGUACCGAAGCCAUCCGACCUGUCACUGACGAGUCUACCGAAUUUGUCAAACUCUUCUGGGGUGACAACCCACCUGCCAAGAAGGUCGAGGCAUUGCGCAAAGCAUGCCAAAAGCACACCGAGAUCACGAAAGAGUGUGCUAAAGCUCAAGGACAAGACAGACAUUUGUACGCUCUGUUCUGUGUUUGGCAGCGCAUGAUCGAUGGUGAUGAGGAUAUCAUGAGCCAGAAUGGCGACAAUGGUGAUAGUGCUGCGCAUGACGGUAACUUUUCUGAUGUGAUGAGCGACGAUGGCAGCUCUCGAGACUCUAUCAAUCGCAUACCGACCAACACAGGCGUCAUGCCCUCACUUUUCGCCGAUGGUGGUUGGGACAAAUUGAACACCACCAUUCUCUCGACAUCGAACUGCGGUAACCCUUCGCUCCGACAGUUUGGAUUUGGACCAACCUCAGGCGAUGGCUUUGGUAUUGGCUAUAUCAUCAAAGAUGGCAGUGUCAGUAUCUGUGCUUCCUCCAAGCACCGCCAGACCAAGCGCUACAUUGACGCGAUUGAAAGCUACUUCCUCGAGAUGAGAAAGGUCUUGAGACAGACACAGAGAAGAGGCACCAACACCGACAAGCUUGCCAGUCGUGCUAGAGAAGCAGAGCAAAUGAAAGCCAAGGCCAGGCCAAAGAAUGCUAGGAUGAAGUCCCGCGGCAUACUCGUUGAUGGAUCUCGAACACCUGCUGUGGAAAGUGAGCAGGUCAGCGAUGAUGACGGCUUGGGUGGCUAUGGUUUCUUCGAUGCUGGAAUGUUGUUGCAAGCCUUGAAGCAAGAGCAGAAUGGCAAUAUCAAGCCGAGCCAGAAGGCAGCAGCCAGAAACAAGGUUGGCAAGAAGUUGCAGUUAAUGGAUUAUUAG
Messenger RNA from Aureobasidium melanogenum CBS 110374, 2292 nucleotides. Its product is annotated as acyltransferase ChoActase/COT/CPT. Gene Ontology annotation, cellular component: mitochondrion. Gene Ontology annotation, molecular function: carnitine O-acetyltransferase activity. The record is from RefSeq and is a predicted model, not a curated record. The transcript is spliced from 3 exons. NCBI's taxonomy places the organism in Eukaryota, Fungi, Ascomycota, Dothideomycetes, Dothideales, Saccotheciaceae. Bases 1 to 2292 code for a protein of 763 amino acids. Gene Ontology annotation, biological process: carnitine metabolic process.